This is a messenger RNA of Formica exsecta, 8036 nucleotides long. RefSeq names its product epithelial discoidin domain-containing receptor 1-like. Gene Ontology annotation, cellular component: signaling receptor complex. Gene Ontology annotation, biological process: cell surface receptor protein tyrosine kinase signaling pathway; positive regulation of kinase activity; protein phosphorylation. NCBI's taxonomy places the organism in Eukaryota, Metazoa, Arthropoda, Insecta, Hymenoptera, Formicidae. The record is from RefSeq and is a predicted model, not a curated record. Gene Ontology annotation, molecular function: protein tyrosine kinase collagen receptor activity; collagen binding; ATP binding.
UCACGGGGUCGCGAGGGGUACGCAUUACUCUUGUCGAUUGGCCGUACCCGGGGGCUCGGAACGUCCGUCGUGACGCGCGAAAAAGCACACGCGUCGCGUGAGUGACCGGUCGCAUCUGACAGCUCGCACACGGCGGUCAGCGAUUUUUCUCACUUGACACGCGCGUCACAAUGGUGUUGUGUGUAACGGUGAGAGAUGACGGCGACUUGUGAAUUACGAUAAUCGGCCGACGAUCGGGACGGAGGAGAGUGACAGUGCGGGGUAGGCAGAAGAGAGGAAGGACACACCGGUGAAGGAGAGAGAAAGAGAUUGAGCACUGCGACACGAUAACGGAUUCUGCGACGUACGCUGCUGUCAUUAAACGUUGACGAGGCAGAAAUGGCACGGCGGGAAUCUCGGUGAGGAAAGGGCGAGGGUGAAGCCCUCGCAGGAAACGGGAGCUAUGGUGAAAAGCUUGGAUUUCCUCGCCAGAAGGGCGCCACCUGCCGUCCACCUUUUCAUCGUUUUGCUCGCGCUCGCCCCCGCUUACCAUGGCGUGGACCUCUCCCAGUGCAUCGCGCCGCUCGGCAUGGAGUCCGGGGCGAUCCCGGACGCGGAUAUCAACGCCAGUUCCAGCUUCGACACCGGAAACGUCGGUCCCCACCUGGCACGAUUGAAAUCGGAGACCCUUGGUGGCGCCUGGUGUCCUAAGGACCAAAUCACCAACGAAGCUCGAGAAUGGCUGGAGAUCGACCUUCAUUCGAUCCACUUGAUCACGGCCACCGCUACCCAAGGCCGUUUCGGGAACGGCGUGGGUGUUGAAUUCGCAGAGGCAUAUCUGCUAGAAUACUGGAGGCCGCGACUGGGUAAAUGGGUUCGAUAUAGAGACAUCAAAGGAGAGGAGGUAAUAAAGGGUAACACGAACACGUAUUUGGAGUCCAAGCACGAGCUGCAGCCGCCUCUGUGGGCGAGCAAGAUCCGUUUUCUGCCCUACAGCUAUCACAGGCGGACGGUUUGCAUGCGGGUCGAGCUCUACGGGUGUUACUGGAGCGACGGCGUGGUGUCCUACUCGAUGCCCCAGGGCGAUAAAAGGGGCAACGGAUGGGAAUUCUUCGACGCGACCUACGACGGACACUGGGACGGCGAGUUGCGCCGUGGUCUGGGUCAACUGACGGAUGGCAGAACAGGACCUGAUAAUUUCAAAUUGUACUACGAUAACGAUCGCGCCCAGGGCUGGGUAGGCUGGAGAAACGAUAGCCGCAACCAGCCGGUCGAGAUCAAGUUUGAGUUCGACAAAGUCAGAGAAUUUUCCGCCGUCCAUAUCUAUUGCAAUAACGAAUUCACCAGAGGUGUCCAGGUGUUUUCUCAAGUCGACAUACUCUUUAGCAUUGGCGGAAAAUAUUACACGGGAGAACCUAUUACCUAUACUUACAUGGAGGACAAGAUCUUUGAGACUUCCCGAAAUAUCACAAUCAAACUUCAUCAUCGGGUUGGAAAAUUCGUUAAGCUGAGACUCCAUUUCUCGGAUCGAUGGAUCAUGGUCAGCGAAGUAACCUUCGAUUCUGACAUAGCACACGGGAACUUUACGCCCGAGGAAGCACCGACAACCGAAUCACCGAUUCAGAGCGACGUCUUCGUGGAGAAGAACGGCGCUGCCGAGGGCGAGCUUCCGGUUUCGACGGCGAAACACGACGACCCCACGUAUAUGGCGGUCGUGAUCGGCGUGCUGACCGCCGUGAUACUUUCACUCGCCGUGGCGAUAUUUCUGAUUGUCUCGCGACACAGGCAACGCAAGUGUUUCGCCAGUCCGAUGACCGGUAAAGCCCCUUCGCAUCUAGGCUCUACCUGCGCCACCGUCGAGAAAGGCGCGGCUUUGAUGGCGUAUACUCUGGAGGACGACGAAAGAUACGCGGGCGGUUCGCUACCGACUUUGCCGCGCGAUCUCGGCAAUCGUCUCCUGGAUAUCGUGAAGCUGGACGACUACCAAGAGCCGUACCAGGCGCUAAAGUACGCACCGUACUACAGCUACAGCACCGUCGUUAUGGAGAUGAAAGACAUGAUGCUGAACAACAAAGGCACCAACAUCAAUCACUCAGCGGUGUACGCGAACGGUGCAGUUGACACGUCGUACGAUUAUGCGGUACCGGAACUCGGCACGGUGCCUCUCCUCAAUCAGGACGCCGGCGCCGGCCGCGGGGCUACCGUCUCCAGCGCCACCGGCGAUCAGGACAGCCUCUUCUCCAAGAGCUCGCGGGCCACCAAGACCGAGGACAAGAAGUCGCCGACUCAACAGGAGGUACUCUCGGCCCUGAAGAGACGCCCACGGCAUCGCCUUCGCAUGCUCUCCAAGCUUGCCGAAGGGGCCUUCGGAACGGUAUACGUGGCGGAAGCUGAAGGGAUUCCGGAAUACGGAACGACGACUACCCUCGGCAAGCGACUCGUCGCCGUCAAGUUUUUACUGCCGGAAGCCAGCGAGAAGGAAAAAUUGGACUUCCAAAGAGAUGUGAGGAUUCUAGCUGCUCUGGAAGAUCGCAAUAUCGCUCGGGUUCUGGGCGCCUGUUACCGCGAGGAGCCCUACUGCGUGGUGAUGGAAUAUCUGGAACACGGGGAUCUCUGUCAGUUUCUCAAGACACACAUCACUGCCGAAGACGCACAUUCCAUGCCGAUUGGCGUCAAGACACUUAGUUUCAACUGUCUCAUCUACAUGGCGGCGCAGAUCGCGUCGGGCAUGCGGUAUCUGGAGAACCUGAACUUCGUUCAUCGGGAUCUGGCUACUAGAAAUUGUUUGGUCGGUAAGGCUUAUCAUAUCAAAAUCUCGGACUUCGGCACGGACAAUGAACUGUACGCUUGCGAUUACUACAAAGUCGAUGGAACUAUGCCGUUGCCGGUACGAUGGAUGGCUUGGGAGUCAAUAUUUCUGGGAAAAUACACGACCAAGAGCGAUGUGUGGGCUUUCGCAGUUACUCUCUGGGAGAUUUUGAACCUCGGCAGACGCGUCCCUUACGAGCACCUGUCCGACGAAGAAGUGGUGCAGAGCCUGCGGCAACUGCAUCACGCCGCCGAUUGCAACAACGUUAAUCCCGAAGAUGACUGCAAGGAGGAUUCUGGAAAUGUCUUUGAUUAUCUACCGCGACCAACUGCCUCCUCCAAGGACAUCUACGAUCUGAUGCUCGAAUGCUGGCGACGAGAGGAGAACGAGAGACCGACUUUCCGUGAAAUAUCGCUCUUUCUGCAGCGUAAAAAUCUUGGAUACGCUCCAACAUCCUGAUAUUGAGCCCCGAACUUGAGCAAGCGCGACGUUUUUAAUAAUCAUCCCGCGAAUCGGAACAAGUUCGGUUCUGAAACGGGUCGACGAGCGUGCAGGCAAUGUCCUCAUUCGAAGAAUUGCAAGGAGCGAACGACGAGUGAGUGAGAACGACUGGCGAAAAAAAAAAAAAAGAAAGAUGAUAGCGUGAAAAGAAGACAAAUAUAUAUCACGACAUCGAAAAGAUAAGUACAACGAUGGAAUUUUAUUGCCUGUCAACGAAACGGGACUGGGAUUUGAAGUUUUAUGACAGAAAUCGAUCGUCCUUCAAUUUUAUUUCGAUUUACAUUUUUUUUUUUUCGCGGAGUAAUAAUGCGUGUAAUAACGGACAGAAAAUAAAGUUAGAAUAGAUAGAAGAGGAGUAAACGCGAGAGUCGAUGAUUCACUAUACCGGAACUCAUCAUAAACGAAUCAUUCGAGCUAUCGCGUGCCUCCGCAAAUACGAGACUGAUGCUCCGUGAAAAAAUUAUUAUUAACGAAAGUGCAUAUCUUAUCGAUCUAGAGCCCGACGUCGCGAGAAUGUGACAUCGGAUCUCGACGCGAGUACUCGCGACAGUAUUGUGCAACGAUCUAUAUAGCGAAAUAAGCGUAGAAUUCUUUCUCGAAUGUAAAGAAAGGCAAAGACGGAUACGAAUCUGUGAAUACGACAAUCGGACGAGAGCAGAAUAAAAACUAACUCAUCGUAGAUAGCCGCUCUGUGGAGAAUCUCCGAUGCUAUCGAGAGAGACGGAUGUUUGCGAGAUCGUUGAAGAAAAUCGUCUCGCAAUCGUCGAGAACUUAGGAGCAAUACCAUAUAACUGUAAUACAGCUGUGAACAUUCCUGCACGGGUGGGUACCUACACUAGGCGCGACAAUUACGCGAAUAGGAAGGGGAUCGUUACUUAAGAAGAAUAAUAUUAGGAUUCCUUCGGGAUUAUAUCAUUUCGAUUAAGGGUUUAAUGCAAAAAUGUGAAUCACAUCGACGUACGGCAAUAUAGCAGCUACGAUAUUAGACGCUAGAACAACUGUUCGAGUUAAUCGUAAAGCAUUAUAACUGACAAUGAGUGUGUUUUAUGAACGUGUGGGUGCCUAUUUUCUCCUUUUCUCUCUCCCUCUCUUUUACUCUCCUUGAAAACGUAUAUUAUAUCGCCCAAAUAUUUUGAACCUACUUGUGAGAUGAAUCUACAUGUGAUUUACAUCGCGAAAUUCUUUAUCGUCACGAAACAUAUCGCGAAACGACGAGUGAUUAUCGUGUAGUAAUAACGUUAUCUCUCUCUCUCUCUCUUUUUCUGUCUCUCUUCGAUGAUGAAGAAAUUAAUCGUCUUUUUCUAAUGCUAUUUUUUGUUUGUGAACAGAUCCGUGUGAAAUGUAGCAUAUGAGAAUACUUAAAUAACUUCAAAGACAGCCAGAAAUGACUGUAAAGAUUUCUCGAUAAUACAUGUUUAUUCGAACGAUAUCACUAAUUGCAAUCGCAGUUAACUACUUGUAUGUGAGUGGGAUUCGUUAAUAUUAGAACACUAGACGAAUUAUCGUAAGUUGUAAACGCAAGUAGACGAAGAGUAAUUUUACCUAUUCUGCAUUAAAAGACGGUUAUAGACUACGUAUCAUGUGACUACGACACAUCAUAAUUGUAACUUUAUAUGAUAGGCGGGAUCAAUGAAAUUAGGAUAUUGUACAGAUAGGCGUACCGUAGUAAGGAACGUUAUCAUUGCAUUUUUCGGGAAUGAUGAAUGAAAUUAAACGGACAGAAAAAUCGAGCUGUCCUUCUCUGAAAGCGUUAUACAUUCGCUUGCAAUUUAACAUUAAUGUGAAAACGUACGGGAAUUGUUUAACUUCCGACAAAAUGUUCGUAAUGAGGUAAUAAGUUAACGAGUUCAACCUAUCGGAAUGUUUUUUUUCUUAAAAAUAAAAAAAAAAAUAAAAGAAAGCACGAAGAGAAGAUAGAAAGUAGCCAUAAUCAGCGUUUUAAACUUGAAAAUUAACAAUGAACUCGCCGUAUCAUUAUCUCCAUCGUACAUACUCGACUCCGAUAAUUUCUCUUAAUCGACUUUUAAGUUCCGCGUAUUUAUAUACCAGAUGGAUACUAUUAUAACUUAUAUGCGACAUUUAGCGAAUAGGCGCGAUGUUACCGUUAUAUCAUUAAAAAAUACUAUUUAUAUAAAUUAAAAUGUACUGCCGCAUAAGGAGUAGAUGAUACGGAGGCAUAGCCAUAUGUAGUUAAAAUACGCGUUGAAUUUAAACGUAACUGGAAUUGCUUCUAUAUCACCGAGAUCAAGAUGUCUUAAGGGGAAAAAAAAAAAAAAAAAAAAAAAAAAAAAUUACGGUCAAUGCAAAAUUCAAUUCAUAUGGAUUACGAGGUAAUAGAGAUAGGCAAUUUUUGAUCUUGUCAGAGGUAAAUAGUAAUAGCUCAUCGAUUAUGCAUUAAGUGUAAACAUUCUAAGUGCGUAAUUUAAAUUUUGUAUAAAAGCGCCGGUCAACAGAUAUAUAAUUUCGUGUCAUCGCGAAAUUUUGGCCAAUCCAUUUUUCGCACCGCGCGAUUGUGACUGAGUUGAAACAAUAAUACCUAUUGUCGAUACAAUUUUAGUCCGAAUCAGACUGCCAUUACUUUUAGAAUGAUAAUAGAAAGAAUGAAUUGUAGUUGCGUUUAGAUUCGCCAAUACAAGCAUAACGCUGCCUUUGGCUAUAUUGUUGCCCCUUACUGCUAACGAGUAACUUACUUGUCUACUCAUGUGAUAAUUUAGUAUAUUCCUACGUACCUAUCUCUCUGUACCUACCAAUUCGAAAAUCUUGCUAGCGAAAGGAUUAUUCGAAUAUAUCUUAUUUUUAUUAUAAAUCAUAAUUCAGAUAAAAGAUCAGAUAAUAUUUGUUUAAUUUUCUUUAAGAAAAGAUUGAAAUGCAAAAUAAUUAUAAAAAAGACAUAAAGACUUUUUACGUUAACAUCUAGCAGUUUCAUAUUUAUACCAUAAAUCUACCUUACACAGUUGCUCCAUAAUUUACUGCAAAUCAAACGUUGGGGAAAGAAGUGAGCAAUAUGAAAUAAAAUGCAAACAAAACAUACUUAAUCCUUUCUCUAUGUAAAGAUUUGCUAUUAUGAUAUAGAUAACUUAUUUCUACCUAGCGUGCCCUUUUUCCAAUGAUAAUUAAUUAUAUCCUUUAAACAAAUCGAGCUCUAUCAAUGGCAUCACUGAGGUAACCAUACAAUAUCAGAAACGAGUAAUAAUCGGAUAUUUUGUUCGAGCAUUGUAAAGUAUAUACGAACACGCUAGAUUGAUAGAAAAUUUCAUUUCUCUUAAAGGCCUUACGUGUUAAUAAGCUCAAUUUUAAUUGCAGCGAUAUCUCUAAAUCCUUAUCACGACACCGCUAAUUCCUUCGAUAUAUAUUUUUAAACGCGUAUGAUCGACAAUCACGCUUGCGCCUCGGAAUUUUAGAAAAUAUUUUUAGCACUAAUCGCGACUUUCUUGAAACUAUAAUCGACAGAAUUGGCAUUUCAUAAUUAUUUUCAUAAUUAUUAUAAACAUGAUCUCUUUAUAAAACAACCUGAUUUUCAUCAGUCAAACAUAAUUUUAAUAUAAUUAUAUAAUUCUAUUAGCGCAAAGAGAAAAAAGACGAAAAAGAUAUUGUGCUUUUUAUAUAUAUAACAUAGCCUAAUAAUAUGCCAAUUCAUGAAAGAGAGAUAGUUUGCACGAUCCGAUAAUCAUGUUUUCAGGACAAAAAUGAACAUUGUAAUUCCAUUAAUAAUGAUAUAUUAAUAUCGUGCAGUAUCACGAUUAAUAUCAUGUAUUCGUAUAUCGUAUACGACCGUCAUGUUUAAUUUGAAAAUUAUUUCAUAGUUUCACAAUGACUACAUCGUACAAAGUAAUAUCACUACGGCUAAAGAUCGUGGCAAUGAAAUUAAUAUACAAUCGUUGUAUGAAUAUUUUGUUCACGCGAACACACAUGAGAAAUAUGAUUUCGAUAUACCUGAUUGUUGACCUCUAUGUUGGAAUAUCGAGGAGUCUACAGGUAAUCGUGGGAAAACUGGGAAGAGCUCAUCUAGUUAUAUCUUCUAUCUAGGUAUGGGCAACGCACGGCCAUAUCACUCGACUCGGCCAUAUUUUACAUUAUAUUUUUUUGUAUGAACAAACAUUUCCUUCUUAAAAAUUACCCGAUAAACGAAAGUGUAUGUAGAGAUUGAAUUAAAAUCGACAAAAUUAUUCGAUCUUUAAUAAGAAAUGAGAACUACAACGAAACUGACCACCGGCCACGAUGAGUUGCCCAUGCCUGUUGUACGCUAUCGAACCUUGAUCGUUAUAGUCAUAAAAUUAUUUUGUACUAAGAACUGUUUAUAAUUUUGUAUCUAAUCUCUGUAAAUAUCAAGCAGAUUGUCUAUGAGUAAUAAAGCUUGAACAAACUCGAUUUAAGUAGACUAUAUAUAAACGGGGAAAAAAUAUAUAUAUAAAUACAAGUAUUUAUAAUAUAUCUAUAUAUUUUAAUUAGUCGUAUAAGGCAGCAAUCGCGAAGAGAUGUAAGUAAAUUUUGCGUGUAAGCGCGGAUCGGUAACGUAACAAUGUACAACGAUCUAGGAAUUAUUUGUAUAAUAUAAAGAUAAUUAAGGGACAAAUCAUAAAAGUAUACAUGUUACUCAGUAGUCGUGUGUGUAUGUGUGUGUAUAUAUACAUACAUCAUAUAUACAUAUAUGUAUAUGUAUAUAUGUAUAUAUAUACACUGUACAUUUAGAAAUUAACUAGUCAUGUAUGGCACUUUAUAACGAUUAAAGUGUAUCCCUGACACGGAA